This is a messenger RNA of Atta colombica, 8065 nucleotides long. RefSeq names its product muscle calcium channel subunit alpha-1 (gene Ca-alpha1D). Gene Ontology annotation, biological process: calcium ion import across plasma membrane. The transcript is spliced from 43 exons. Gene Ontology annotation, molecular function: high voltage-gated calcium channel activity. The record is from RefSeq and is a predicted model, not a curated record. Gene Ontology annotation, cellular component: membrane; voltage-gated calcium channel complex. Lineage: Eukaryota; Metazoa; Arthropoda; Insecta; Hymenoptera; Formicidae. The coding region runs from base 685 to 7236 and encodes 2183 amino acids.
GUGGUGGUGGUGGUGGGUAGUGUUGGUGUUGAAGUACAGUGGAUGCUCUCGUACUGUGUCGGGUGUCCAGGAGGUAGCGAGCGGUCGCGACGGAGGUACAUAGCGCCACGAGGGAGGUGUUGUUGGGUGAGAUACACACGCGCGUCGCGCGCGUGCGAGGGUGCGGGAAGGGUGGAAGCGAAACUGCUCGGGCGAAGAGGGUGCGUUGCGCCCUGCGUAAACCAACGGAAGUGGUACCGGGCUGAGAGGCCGGCGUGAUCGAGUGGUCCGCAGAGGCCGGAAACGAGGCGGAGGGAAAAGGUGAAUUUUUUCUCGCACGGGUGGCGAAGCAGCGCGGCAGCAGUGAGCGGAGCGGAGUCGCGCGCGAGUGCGAGUACGAGUGUACGCGCGGAUAUGACGAGCGGAUACGCCCGGCGGUUCACGUAAUACGCAACGCAAUCGUCGUGCUCCGCCGCCGAGGAAGAUAUGUGGUCACGGAAGGAGCUUCAUAGCAGCCCAGUGCCGUAGCAUGCCGGCGAGCUGCAGCGCGUGGUGGUGCGUCUCUGAGACACCGCGUCGAUCGGCGUCGAUCGCCGCCAUCUGCGUGGCUAGGCACCAAUCCCUGGAGCGUCGUCGUAGGAGAAAAAGAAGAACGUGUGAUCAUCGUCGUAGCACAGGAAGCACGGAGCUCGAUACCAGUGACCGAUGAGCGCGGGGGGGGAUGGGGGCUCGGUCUUGGGCCCAUCUGCUCGGCUGCCGGGGGCCCAGCCGAUUGCCGCGACCCCCUACAUCGCAAUCCCCCCCAACGCCGGCCAGCAACCUAACGUCGGUGGUGCGAUGGAUGCAACGCAAUUGGCGAACAUGCAGCCGCCGCCAUCGCAGAUGGGCCCCGGGGCCGCCGGCGCUGUCUCCAAAUCGGCCCAGAAGAAACCCGUCAGACGGGGGGCUAAACCGCCACCUGAUAGACCCGUUCGGGCGCUCUUCUGUCUGGCCCUCACGAACCCUGUUAGGAAGCUAUGUAUCAAGGUCGUCGAAUGGAAAGCCUUUGAAUAUCUCAUCCUUAUGACGAUAUUUGCAAACUGCGUCGCGUUGGCUGUUUAUACGCCGUAUCCUUGUAGCGAUUCUAAUCUGACCAACCAAUAUUUGGAGAAGAUAGAGUACGUUUUUCUUGUGAUUUUUACGGUGGAGUGCGUGAUGAAGAUCAUAGCUUAUGGCUUCGUCGCGCAUCCAGGAGCUUACCUCCGUAAUGGCUGGAACUUGCUGGAUUUCACGAUAGUCGUGAUCGGAAUGGUAAGCACGGUGUUGACGAUACUUAUGAAGGAGGGUUUCGACGUCAAGGCCUUAAGGGCGUUUCGUGUUUUACGUCCUCUUAGGCUGGUUUCCGGUGUUCCAAGUCUUCAGGUAGUCCUAAACUCCAUUUUAAGGGCGAUGGUACCACUUUUGCACAUUGCUUUGUUAGUUCUCUUCGUCAUCAUCAUUUACGCCAUCAUCGGCCUCGAGCUAUUCUCCGGGAAAAUGCACAAAACAUGCCGGCACAACAUAACCGACGAGAUAAUGGAGAAUCCGAUACCAUGCGGCUCCGGAGGCUUCCAGUGCAGUCAGUCCUACUACUGCAGCAAACAAUUUUGGGAGGGCCCUAAUUACGGCAUCACAAAUUUUGACAAUUUUGGACUGUCCAUGCUCACGGUCUUCCAAUGCAUUACCCUCGAAGGCUGGACGGACGUGCUUUACAAUAUCGAGGAUGCGAUGGGAAAUUCGUGGCAAUGGAUAUACUUCAUUUCAAUGGUCAUCCUAGGGGCUUUCUUCGUGAUGAAUCUAAUUCUCGGUGUGUUGUCCGGUGAAUUUUCUAAGGAGAGAGAGAAAGCAAAGGCGCGCGGCGACUUCCACAAGCUCAGGGAAAAACAGCAGAUCGAGGACGAUCUUAGGGGUUACCUCGACUGGAUAACGCAAGCCGAGGAUAUCGAGCCAGAAACCGAUGAACCAAAAAUGUUACAAGAUGGAAAAACUAAGCAGCAAAAUGAAAUAGAAAGCACAGACCAAUUGGAGGGUGACGAGGAAGGGGUCCAACAAGAGUCCAUUUACAAAAAGAAAAAACGAGAUUUAGAAAGAGUCAACAGGCGGAUGCGAAGAGCCUGUAGAAAGGCUGUGAAGUCCCAGGUCUUCUAUUGGCUCAUCAUAGUUCUAGUCUUCUUGAAUACUGGUGUUCUCGCCACAGAGCACUACGAUCAGCCAAAAUGGUUGGACCACUUUCAAGAAAUCACGAACAUGUUUUUCAUCGUGCUGUUCUCCAUGGAGAUGAUAUUAAAAAUGUACAGUUUAGGCUUUCAGGGUUAUUUCGUCUCGUUGUUCAAUCGUUUCGAUUGCUUCGUCGUAGUCGGUUCGAUCACCGAAAUGAUACUUACACAUACACAUGUAAUGCCGCCUCUUGGCGUUUCCGUACUUCGUUGCGUCCGGCUGCUCAGGGUAUUCAAAGUAACGAAAUAUUGGAGAUCACUGUCGAAUUUAGUGGCCUCUUUAUUGAACUCGAUACAAUCGAUUGCCUCGCUGUUGCUCCUGCUUUUCCUUUUCAUCGUGAUCUUCGCUCUUCUGGGCAUGCAGGUCUUCGGUGGAAAGUUCAAUUUCAGUGAUAUGGAGGAAAAGACGCGCCAUAAUUUUGAUAGCUUUUGGCAGAGUUUACUCACCGUAUUUCAGAUAUUAACCGGUGAGGAUUGGAAUGCUGUGAUGUACAUCGGGAUUCUAGCUUAUGGUGGCGUCGCCGGUAUCGGCGUACUCGCCUGUGUUUAUUUCAUUAUUCUCUUCAUAUGCGGUAAUUAUAUCCUCUUGAACGUGUUCUUGGCUAUCGCCGUCGACAAUCUCGCUGAUGCAGAGUCCCUGACUGCCAUCGAAAAGGAAGCCGAGGAGGAGGAGAAAAAUAAAUCUCGCAGCGGCUCGCCGGCAAGGGACGAAGUCAGCGGCGAAGUUGGUGAUGAUGGUGGUGAGGGGACCGGUGGAGAAGACGAGGGCGCCGGCACAGAUCUCGAACAUGAUCCUAACGAGACAAUGGAGGACUAUGAGGCUGCACUCGAUACCGAAACAUCAGAGAAAAGUGAAGAUAUGAAUACGCAUAAAGUGCGACUCAACGUUGAGUCCGACGAAGAAGUUGAAGAAGAGGAAGAAGAGGAAGACGAGCCAGAAGAAAUGCAAGAUGAGGAGCAGGAAGUGACAGCUAGACCGCGAAGAAUGUCCGAGUACAAUACGGCCACCAAGAAGGAACCGAUCCCGGCUGGUUCGGCAUUCUUUAUUUUUUCAAGCACUAAUAGGUUUCGUGUGUUCUGCCACUGGUUCUGCAAUCAUAAUUAUUUCAGCAACGUGAUACUGAUUUGCAUUAUGAUUUCCUCUGCCAUGUUGGCCGCCGAAGACCCACUGUCAACCACGUCUGAGAGAAAUCAGAUAUUGAAUUGCUUUGACUACUUCUUCACUGCUAUUUUCACAAUCGAAAUCUGCCUUAAAAUGAUUUCAUAUGGCUUCAUUAUCCAUGAAGGCGCGUUUUGUCGAUCAGCUUUCAAUUUGCUCGAUCUUCUCGUCGUUUGCGCUUCUCUCGUUUCCAUGACAGUCAAAGCUGGCGCAUUUUCUUUCAUCAAAGUGCUCCGAGUGCUCCGUGUACUGAGGCCGCUACGUGCCAUUAAUCGCGCUAAAGGAUUGAAGCACGUAGUACAGUGCGUCAUCGUAGCGGUAAAGACUAUCGGAAACAUAGUCCUCGUCACCAGCCUCCUGCAGUUCGUGUUCGCCGUCAUUGGCGUACAGCUCUUUAAGGGCAAGUUUUUCUAUUGUACCGAUGCAUCGAAAAUGUCGGAGGAAGAUUGUCAGGGUACUUAUUUGGAAUUCGAAAACAGUAAUAUUGACAAGCCGAUCGUAAAACAUAGAGAGUGGCAACAACAUCGUUUUCAUUUCGAUAAUGUUGCCAAGGCGAUGUUGACCCUCUUUACAGUCUCGACUUUCGAAGGUUGGCCAUCACUGUUAGAGUGGUCAAUCGACUCGAACGAAGAAAAAAAAGGACCAAUUCAUAACUUUCGGCCAAUAGUGGCCGCCUAUUACAUCAUCUACAUCAUUAUUAUCGCAUUCUUCAUGGUGAACAUCUUCGUCGGUUUCGUUAUUGUCACCUUCCAGAAUGAGGGCGAGCAAGAGUACAAAAACUGCGAGCUCGAUAAAAAUCAGAGAAAUUGCAUCGAGUUCGCGUUGAAAGCUAAGCCUGUGCGCCGAUAUAUACCGAAGCAUCGAAUACAAUACAAAGUCUGGUGGUUCGUCACCUCCCAACCAUUCGAGUAUACAAUAUUCACGUUAAUUAUGAUCAACACUGUGACACUCGCGAUGAAAUUUUAUCGACAACCGCAGGUCUACACGGAUGUCCUGGAUGUUCUCAAUAUGAUCUUCACCGCUGUGUUCGCUCUCGAGUUUGUGUUUAAGUUGGCCGCAUUUCGAUUUAAGAAUUACUUCGGCGAUGCGUGGAACGUAUUUGACUUUGUUAUCGUGCUCGGAAGUUUCAUCGAUAUCGUUUAUUCGGAACUUAAACCCGGAUCCAGCAUUAUUUCCAUUAAUUUCUUUAGACUGUUUCGUGUAAUGAGAUUGGUCAAGUUAUUGAGCAGAGGGGAGGGUAUCCGAACACUUUUAUGGACGUUUAUCAAGUCUUUUCAGGCCUUGCCCUAUGUCGCUCUUCUCAUUAUAAUGCUCUUUUUCAUUUACGCUGUAAUAGGCAUGCAGGUCUUUGGAAAGAUCGCGAUAGACGACGAUACGGCGAUAAAUCGCAAUAACAAUUUCCAAUCCUUUCCGCAAGCUGUAUUGGUUUUGUUUAGAUCAGCAACAGGUGAGGCGUGGCAAGAAAUAAUGAUGGAUUGUUCAUCGCAACCAAGUGUCAAAUGUGAUUCUAACAGCGACGAACACAACAACAAGACACUCAACAACAUCUGCGGGUCGGACAUUGCAUUUCCUUACUUCAUAUCCUUCUAUGUUCUCUGUUCAUUUCUCAUCAUUAACCUUUUCGUCGCCGUUAUUAUGGACAAUUUCGACUACUUAACGAGAGACUGGUCGAUUCUCGGGCCGCACCACUUGGACGAGUUUAUUCGCCUGUGGUCCGAGUAUGAUCCCGACGCUAAGGGUCGAAUUAAACAUCUCGACGUGGUAACGUUACUAAGGAAAAUAUCGCCACCCUUGGGUUUCGGAAAGUUGUGUCCCCAUAGGGUAGCUUGCAAGAGACUCGUCUCAAUGAACAUGCCGCUCAACAGUGACGGCACUGUAUUGUUCAACGCGACUUUAUUUGCCGUCGUGAGAACUUCACUAAGGAUAAAGACGGAGGGCAACAUUGAUGACGCAAAUGCCGAACUUAGGGCGGUAAUCAAGAAGAUCUGGAAGAGGACUAGUCCAAAGCUUUUAGAUCAAGUUGUACCACCACCUGGAGUGGACGACGAGGUGACGGUCGGUAAAUUUUACGCGACCUUCCUUAUUCAGGAUUAUUUCCGUCGAUUCAAGAAACGUAAAGAACAGGAAAUGAAGGACGGUGAUAGAGAUUGUCACAACACCGUGACUCUUCAAGCCGGGUUGAGAACGUUACACGAAGCUGGCCCUGAAUUAAAACGCGCGAUUUCCGGUAAUUUAGAAGAACUCCUCGACGACAAUCCGGAACCUAUGCACAGAAGAAAUCACUCGCUCUUUGGCAGCGUAUGGUCCAGCAUGCGAAAAGGACACCACUUUCAUAGAGCGAAAUCGCUGAAGGUUAAUUCUACCGCUGCGAAGGCUUCUCCGACCAAUUCCAUAGAUUUUCUACCGUAUGCCUCGUUACGGAGAACCGCCGUCACGGAUGUCACCAGACAAAUCGCUCAGCAAAUUGUGCCAAAUAUAGCAGGUGGUUUAAGCGAUGGCGCGAUGAAUCAGUUGGGAACUGAUUUGCGACUGGCAGUCGAAGAGAAUAUACCUCUAAGACCACUCGCUGUCUUCGGUAAUCCGGCACAACAAACGUCUUACAAAGUGGUCGAUCUUCAGGACGGAAUCGAGCGGCAGUUGACGCCACCCACGCCUCCACCGCGACGGAACGCACCGUCCUCGUCCACCGGUACUCCGAUCAUCGGCACCGUCGGCGCCGUGCACACCCCUGUCGUCACAGCGGCAGCAACGGCAGCGACGGCAGCCACCGCAGCAGCAUCUGCGGCGGCCGGCACGACGAGCGGGUCGAGCGUCGCGACGACGACGAUCACCACGUCGUGUACCACGAGCGCGAACACCUCGACCACCGCGACGAGCUCAAGCCCCGCUUCCUCGUCAAACGGGACGAACUGUUAUUAUACCUACGCGUCGCGAGGCUGCUGCGUCGAUUGCGCAGUCUGGAGCAAUCACGCCAUAGACGACUGUGACGAUGAGGACACGUCAACCGGAAGCGGAUCGAGUGAUUCCGGCAAGUGGAACCCGCACUCGGAGGGUGGCGUGGCGCGAGGCACGACAGGGAAACCCCAUGUCACCGUGUUGGGCGGCCGGUCGUCGAAGCACCGGGCUAAGGCCCGUCAUGAUGCUGCGACCGCCGGUGGCAAGUCGGCUCCAGCGAGCUUCCGGUCGCGGGAUGAAGCCGCUGCAGCCGCCACGGCCGGUGCCGCUUCGUCGUCAGGUCCUGGCUCGCGCACUGUCGCCAAUGGCCUUAAAAUGGCACAGAACCAAGCGAUCGCCGUGGCCGGCUUCCUCGCCGAUGUCGAUUCGCGACAAUGGCGCGUCUGCGCCUCCUGCUUGUCACACCGAGCGUCAUCCUACCACGGCAGAGUUUCCUGGGCCAGAGAGAGUAAUGGAAGCGUCGGCGCAGAGCGCCUGUCCCACAGUAUGCCCGGCAGUCCUGCGGAUCGGAAGCCGAACUUUGAGGUCAUUGGAAGCGCGGAAAGCCUCGUUGGACGGGUCCUGGUGGAACAAGGUCUGGGCAAAUUCUGUGAUCCGGAUUUCGUACGAUACACGUCGCGUGAGAUGCAAGAGGCGUUGGACAUGACGCGCGAGGAGAUGGAUCAGGCAGCUCAUCAGUUACUCCUUCAGGAGCGACGUGGUCAGCCAUUGACCUAUGAGUUACAGCAGGGCGCGGAGCAGCAACAGCUGCAGCCGUGGAGCACCCAACAACAGACCACAACCGGUAUCGGUUAUCAACCAUUACAGGAACAGCCACCGAGUCAGCCGGUCUAUCGCCAGCUGCACUCUUCCAGCUACCGUCGCAGUAGUAACCGACAACAACAGCAACAGCGACAAUCGCCGUCCUAGCAGGACGAGAAGCUCGCUGCGACGCGAACAUCGUCCACGUAACCCGAAAAUUCUUACUCCCCCUCAUUGGGAGUAGUCGCCGAAAGAUCGAGAUCACCAGUUAACAUGAAGUAACUGCGAAGAAACAUCGUGACCUCCUCGUCAGGAUCUGAAUCAAUCGCGUGAGUUCGAUGGAUUCAGACUGCACGGGGUUUAAUCGCCAUUGUUGUUGUUGCUCGAAAAGCAUUGAGGACGCUUUAUAAACUGUUCUGAAUAUGUAUAGUUGUAGUUAGGUGCGGAUUGAGAGAUGUCACUCGACAAAACGCUGGUUUAAUUUAAGAAAAAGCGGGCCAAAAUCAUGACGAAGGGCGACCGCUCGAUGUCGAGAUGUUCAUCCCGUGAUACGCCAAUGAACGCGUAUUUUCGUUCGAGCAAAUAUUUUCUAACCGAACGCGCGUGUUUAUCCGACAUUUUUGAGUCAUGCGAAUCGCUCGCUAACUUGACAUGAUAUCUCGGACGAGAUGCGUGCGAGUUAUGAUAGAGCGAAGCAAGUUGCUGUUCGUUUAGGCACAAGAAUAUAUAGACUUUUAAGAUGUAUUUUCGCCGCGAAUGAUCGGAAUGAUCUAAGGAAUCAUCGCGGCGCGGAACUUCAUUUUUUGAUGUCGAACGAUCGCGAGAUUAAAAUCGACGGAACAUCCCGGGAUCUGGACUCCCGACGGGAUUGAGUUUAUUUCUCUAGUAACAAUCCUGUAGAAAUUUGUUUUGAUUUAACGUUAAUCUCUAUUUUUGAUUUCCGGUUCGAUUCUUUCUGAUCAAGGGAGAUACGGCGAACGCCGCGUGUCCUCCACAU